AUGUAUGAAUUAUUUUCAUCGACAUAUAAAUUAAAUCAAUCACCGGUAUCAUUAUGUGAUCGAUUGAAACAACGAUAUGGAAAUUGUCAACAAAACUUACAAUCGUUAUUUCAUGAUGAAAUUCAAAAGAAAAAUAUUCGAGAUAUUGACUUUAUUCGAUAUAUUGUUAAUUAUGUUAUUGAACAAGCUAAACAUAAUAUUGUUAUAUCGGAAUUACCUGAUGUUAUUCGAACUUUACACAAUGAAGCAAAGAAUAUUAUUCAAAAAAAUCAAAUGAUAACACUAGAAGAAGCAAUUGAUCAAGUACAAAUGAUUGGUGCAAUGAAAUAUCCAUAUUUAAAAAAAUUGAAACCAAUAUGUACUGAAGAUUUUGUUAAUGAAGUUAUACGUGAAGUAUUCAAUCGUCUAGGAACUAUUAUUACUUUAGAUAUGCCUGCAAUUGAUGUUCAUGAGGCAGCUACAUUAAUUAUGGAAGAUAUUUCACGUAAUCAAUGGAAAGUCAAAAAAUAUCGAAAUGUUGUAAAUAAUACAGCUCCGCUGAAUCGUAUGAUAAAAGACAGUACGGUAUCACUCUCACCUAGAUAUUCAUAUGAGAAGCUGAAAAGCACGUCACCAUCUCCUAGCAAAGAACAGAUGAAGUUCGAACAGGAAUCAUUAAAUUUGAUACAAAACUCAAAUCAAUCGCAUGAUAAAACAAGAUUAACAAAGCAUGGAAAUAUAUCACUAACAAAGAAGAAAAGUAAAUCAUCAGAAUGUUCAUCGACAUCUCAUCGAUCAUCUAAGAAAAGCAAUAAAAAUCAACAAAAUUGGUCCAGUAAUCCAAUGUAA
Rotaria sp. Silwood1 is the source of this 828-nucleotide messenger RNA. Lineage: Eukaryota; Metazoa; Rotifera; Eurotatoria; Philodinida; Philodinidae. The record is from the annotation of a GenBank genome assembly.